UCCAUACCAGUUGUUAGCUGUUGCAUAGUAUCUAGGUUAGUUGUUUGAGUGCUUAUCGAGUAGUCGAAGAGGACGAACCCAUUUCAAUUUAUGUGCUACUGAUUUAGUGAUUCCAUUCUACUAUUAAUUACGUUCCUUUCUUCAAAUUCUUUUUUCUGCUGAGGUUUGAAAUCUUUCAGGGUUGACGAUCUGAGUGUUUUAGGCAGAGUUUUUAUUGGAAGAAAUCACUGAUUCUUGUCUGGUUUUGAAUUGAAUUUGAUGGAUUUGGGGUGGCUUAGCGCCAUUUUGGUUGGGGCUGGCUGCCUUGCUUUGGGUUACUGCAUCGGCUCUCGCCGUCCUGCUUUUAUCUUUCUUAGAGCUAAAGUUGUUAAGGAUGCUAACUUUGGUAAAGGAAAUGAGAAAAAAAAGUCUAAAGAACCCCUUGAAAUUGAGAAGCUCGCUGAUAUUCUCGAUGAUUUCAAAAUGGUAUUGGUUGUUAGAAAUGAUCUUAAGAUGGGAAAAGGGAAAAUCGCGGCCCAAUGCAGUCAUGCAACUUUAGGACUAUAUAAGAAGCUACUCCAUCGAGCGCCAAAAGCUUUGAACAGGUGGGAGAUGUGUGCACAACCGAAGGUGGUUGUGAAAAUUGAAAGCGAGGAGGAUAUGCUUGUUUUGCAAGAGAGAGCAAAAUCACUUAAAUUGCCAACCCAUAUUACCAUAGAUGCUGGGAGAACGCAGAUUGCGCCAAAUUCAAGAACAGUGAUGGCUAUUCUGGGACCGGUAGAAGUGGUCGAUGAUGUGACGGGCGGACUGAAGCUUUUAUAGAGACUUCUGCAUUGGAGUGAAUGACCUACAAGAACAACCCAAGUGGUACAGUUUUCCGAAGAUUUUAUGGGCAGCUCAAGUUCCACAUUCAUGAAAUUGGCUAUGCAAGCCUUAGCCAGUAAUUCUUGAUCAUUGGUCUCUCAAAUUUGCAACUAUUAAAUUUCUGAUGAUGAGGAAGAUUCUGUAAUGAUUCUUGGUGAAUGGUUAUGAGUUGUGCACUAACUGAAAAUUUUUCCCCCCUUAUUUUUAAACAUAGUGAACUAUGUAGACUGAUUUUUAGUUACAAGGGAAGGAUGGACACAGUUCUUUUUUUCUUUUGUUUUUUGGCCCUCUAGAAUUCAAAACAAGUUUUCCUACAUGUAAUGGCCAGUUUCAUUUUAUCUAGAGAAAGGUCAAACGAUAAAAUUGAA
Jatropha curcas is the source of this 1211-nucleotide messenger RNA. Its product is annotated as Peptidyl-tRNA hydrolase II (PTH2) family protein. Gene Ontology annotation, molecular function: peptidyl-tRNA hydrolase activity. Gene Ontology annotation, cellular component: cytosol; mitochondrion. Lineage: Eukaryota; Viridiplantae; Streptophyta; Magnoliopsida; Malpighiales; Euphorbiaceae. The record is from RefSeq and is a predicted model, not a curated record.